AUGGACUGGAGCAGAUUGAGCACCAAAUCCAGCCAGGCCGGGCUGGAGCAGCGUGUCGGCGACAGGACCUGCGGGCUGCGCAAGGUGGCGGAUGAGCUGGUGAAGGUGCAGGUGGCUCUGAGCAAUAUUGCCGGCAAGAGGGAGAGGAUCAAAAUCCUGUUUAAGAAAAUUGAAGAUGUAAUAAAAUACCUUGACCCUCAGUACAUUGAUAGGAUGGCUGUUCCAGAUGCCAUGAAGUUGCAGUUCAUCUUGGCAGAGGAGCAGGUUAUUCCUUCCCGAGCAGCACUGCUGAGUCAGGUGAAGAACCUCCAGCCCAUCUUGGAAAGUGCCAGUAUCCAAGCGGUUCCUGACCAUGCAGCCAAACUACAGCGACUCUCAAAUCCGCAUACAGCAGAACAGCAUCAAGAUCUCACUGACGGUGUCAAGAUGCUCCUUGAAGACUACAACAAAAUGACCCUGCUUCUCUCCAAGCAGUUUGUCCAGUGGAAUGAAAUACUGACGCAGCUGGAAAUGGCCAAGGGAGCAAAACCUGCGGUAGAGUGA
Molecule: messenger RNA, 543 nt
Organism: Nipponia nippon (crested ibis)
Lineage: Eukaryota; Metazoa; Chordata; Aves; Pelecaniformes; Threskiornithidae
Source: RefSeq, a predicted model, not a curated record